Molecule: messenger RNA, 1706 nt
Organism: Otolemur garnettii (small-eared galago)
Lineage: Eukaryota; Metazoa; Chordata; Mammalia; Primates; Galagidae
Gene: VANGL1
Product: VANGL planar cell polarity protein 1
Exons: 6
Coding region: 214-1683 (489 amino acids)
Biological process (GO): multicellular organism development
Cellular component (GO): plasma membrane
Source: RefSeq, a predicted model, not a curated record
UGGCUGUUGUCUUUUUAUCUUUCGGCCCCAUUAAGGUUGGCUUUGAAGGUUGACAUCUUUUUUUUCUCCCUUUUCCCCAGAAUUGGUUGCUAUUGAAGUGUGCCUCCUGUGAUUCGCAGACUCCUUGAGCUUUUAGGAGUCCAGUAGGUGAACAUCUCUACCUCUAAGGAGAAACAGUACCUGCUCCUCCAUCAAGCUGAGCUCUCCAUUGCUAUGGAUACCGAAUCCACAUAUUCUGGGUAUUCUUACUAUUCAAGUCAUUCGAAAAAAUCUCACAGACAAGGGUAUGUAAGCUAUUUAUUAUUCUACUUGGAUGACAACUGGGGAGAGACCACCACGGCCAUCACAGGCACCUCGGAGCACAGCAUAUCCCAGGAGGACAUUGCCAGGAUUAGCAAGGACAUGGAGGACAGCAUGGGGCUGGAUUGCAGGCGCUACCUGGGCCUCACUGUCGCCUCCUUUCUUGGACUUCUGGUUUUCCUCACCCCCAUCGCCUUCGUUCUGUUACCCCCGAUCCUGUGGAGGGAUGAGCUGGAGCCUUGCGGCACAAUUUGUGAGGGGCUCUUCAUCUCCGUGGCGUUCAAACUCCUCAUCCUGCUCAUCGGGACCUGGGCGCUCUUUUUCCGCAAGCAGAGAGCCGACAUGCCCCGCGUGUUUGUGUUCCGUGCCCUUCUGUUGGUCCUCAUCUUUCUCUUUGUGGUUUCCUAUUGGCUUUUUUAUGGGGUCCGAAUUUUGGACUCUCGGGACCGAAAUUACCAGGGCAUUGUGCAAUAUGCAGUCUCCCUUGUGGACGCCCUCCUCUUCAUCCACUACCUGGCCAUCGUCCUGCUGGAGCUCCGGCAGCUGCAGCCCAUGUUCACGCUGCAGGUGGUGCGCUCCACGGACGGCGAGUCCCGCUUCUACAGCCUGGGACACCUGAGUAUUCAGCGAGCAGCAUUGGUGGUUCUGGAAAAUUACUACAAAGAUUUCACCAUUUAUAACCCAAAUCUCCUAACAGCCUCCAAAUUCCGAGCAGCCAAGCACAUGGCUGGGCUAAAAGUCUACAAUGUAGAUGGCCCCAGUAACAAUGCCACAGGUCAGUCCCGGGCGAUGAUCGCUGCAGCUGCUCGCCGCAGAGACUCAAGCCACAACGAGCUGUAUUACGAAGAGGCCGAGCAUGAGCGGCGAGUGAAGAAGCGAAGAGCGAGGCUAGUGGUCGCAGUGGAGGAGGCCUUCAUCCACAUCCAGCGUCUCCAGGCUGAGGAGCAGCAGAAGGCCCCGGGGGAGGUGAUGGACCCCAGGGAGGCCGCCCAGGCCAUCUUCCCGUCCAUGGCCAGGGCGCUGCAGAAGUACCUGCGUACCACGCGCCAGCAGCACUACCACAGCAUGGAGAGCAUCCUGCAGCACCUGGCCUUCUGCAUCGCCAACAGCAUGACCCCCAAGGCCUUCCUGGAACGUUACCUCAGCGCGGGCCCCACUCUGCAGUAUGACAGGGAUCGCUGGCUCUCGACGCAGUGGAGGCUCGUCAGCGAGGAGGCCGUGACCAAUGGAUUACGGGACGGGAUUGUUUUUGUCCUUAAAUGCUUGGACUUCAGCCUCGUGGUCAAUGUGAAGAAAAUUCCGUUCAUCUUACUCUCUGAAGAGUUCAUCGACCCCAAAUCUCACAAAUUUGUCCUUCGCUUACAGUCUGAGACAUCAGUUUAAAAGUUCUAUAUUUGUGGGUUUAU